CCCAUCAUUCCUUACACACCGGAAACGGAAACUAGCGCGAAGAUAGCGGAUGGUCUGAUGUUCGAGAAAAUAGAUUCUUCCUAAUGCCGGAAAAGAUCGCUGUUUUUGAAACACACACUAAGACACAUCGCCCUGAAGAUUAGGAUCAAAAUCAACGGUUUUGAAAAAGGUGGUGCUGACAUAUUCUUUCUAGGUUUGACUGCAAUGGAGGGCUCAGACAAUGCAGAGCAGGGCAGUAGUGAACAGGCUGAUUCACAACGCAGGCAACAACAGGACCGCCUUCACAGAGAGGAGGCCUUCUACCAGUUUGUUAACAAUCUGAGUGAGGAGGAAUACAGGCUUAUGAGAGACAACAAUCUUCUUGGCACACCAGGUGAAAUUACUGAGGAAGAGUUGUUGAACCGCCUUCAUCAAAUUAGGGAUGGCCCUGAACAACCACACAGUAGCAGUAGCAGCAGCACCAACAGCAACAAUAGUCCUGAAGUCAGCAGGGCAGAACCCAGAGUUUCAGAGGCAGAGGGUACAGAUGAAGCAUCUAAUGGUGACACUCUUCUUGACUGGCUCAACACUGUUCGUCAAACAGGCAACACCACAAGAAGCGGGCACCGGGGCAACCAGUCGUGGCGGGCGGUGAGCCGAACCAAUCCAAGCAGCGGAGACUUCCGCUUCAGCUUGGAGAUAAACAUCAAUCGCAACAUUGCUGAGCAGCAAACACAGACUGAGGCCGAUCGGCUAGAUGCAGACCAAAGCCGUGCUAGUGGCACUGCGCCUGAACCUGAGACACCCAUGGAGGCGGCAGAGGUGGUUGAAGAGCCAGUGGUGGAAGAGAUGGCUGUUAUAGUUGAACCAGAGCUUCCUGCACCUACUAGCCCAGUUGCAACCCGGCCGGCAAGUCCACAAAUUCAGGUUCCACUUCCUCCAAGUCCUCCUCCAGUAGAGCGCCCAAGUAGAGGCCAGAUUAGAGCUCGUAGUCCAAGCCCAGAACAGCGCAGAACCAGGGCGCGAACAGCUAGGAGUCAUUUAGCUCUCAGUCUGGACCAGUUAGAUGGGCUUCCGCAAGCUCGCCAUGGACUUCCCUCUCGAAGUCCUGAUCCUGUUCCAGAAGUUCAGGUAGGCAGCAGCUACAGGACACGACUACAUGCUUUUUCUCGGCAGAAUAUACAGUUAGAAAGUGAGGAAACUGUAGCAACUACAGAGCCCCAACCAGCACCUCAGUCUCCCCAGGAAACUGAAGCAUCUUCAGGAGAAGCAGGUGCUUCAGCCCGUCGUCCUCCAACAAUAAUGCUGGACUUGCAGGUUCGUAGGGUGCGACCGGGCGAGUACCGUGAGAGAGACAGCAUUGCCAACCGCACCCGCUCUCGAUCACAGACCUCCAACAACACUUUCUUGUAUGAAACAGAGCGUGGAGGCUUUCGCAGGACCUUUUCGCGUUCAGAGCGAGCAGGUGUGAGGACGUACGUCAGCACUAUUCGCAUUCCCAUCAGGAGGAUCUCAGACGCCGGUCUUGGUGAGGCCACCUCCAUGGCCCUGCAGUCCAUGAUCCGUCAGAUCAUGACUGGCUUUGGUGAACUCAGUUACUUCAUGGACUCUGACUCGGACUCCACAGACUCAAGCCGUGGCUCCAACCCCGCGGCAGAUCUCGCAGAUGCUCUGGGAAAUCCAGAUGCUGGAAGCCCCUCUACUGAGCCAUCACCUGGGGCAGGAGGCUCAAAUCAGAGUGGCUCUGAAGCACAGACUGAAGAGAGGGAGGACAGUGGUGCAGCUCUCCGAGAGAGCAGGGCGAGGCAACGAGCUCCUAUCAGCCUAGAGGAUUCUGGCUCUUUGCCCUUUCUGCGACUUGCACAUUUCUUCUUGCUCAAUGAUGAAGAUGAUGAUCAGCCCAGGGGCCUCACCAAAGAGCAAAUCGAUAACCUCUCCAUGCGAAAUUUCGGUGAGAGUGAUGCACUCAAGACCUGUAGUGUCUGCAUUACAGAGUAUGCUGAAGGCAACAAGCUUCGUAAACUUCCCUGCUCACAUGAGUACCACGUGCAUUGCAUUGACCGUUGGCUUUCAGAGAAUUCAACUUGCCCCAUCUGUCGCAGGGCAGUCCUUGUUUCUGCCAACAGAGAGAGCGUUGUCUAGACUCUUAUCAAACUUCAUGCUAUUCUUUCGCCUUAUUAUAACAUUUGGUACCUUGUAAUGAAUCGUGUCUCACAGACACGCAAACUAUGUUAGAGUAUCAGCUUGAUGAGAUGUGUAGAGUACAUUUACAGAGACACUUCACUUCAGCUCAAAUCCAGACUUUUACAUACUUAAGGUUCCAAUAAAAUAGUAAAUGUUAUUUAUCCAAAAUAUGUUUGAUUACCUUGCAACCUUGUGAUUAAGAAUUAAGAACUAAUAAUUUGUGCUUAUACGUUAGACUGGGUGCAGUUUGAUUAGGUGGAAAGCAGGCAUUCUGGUAGUCAAAAGAUAUAUUUAUGUACGAUUUAUUGCUUUUGGAUUACCUAAAGAAUUGUUUUACUCCAUUGUAAUUGCAAUUUGGACACCAUUUUUAAGUUCUCAGUGAAAGUUAAUAAGUAACAUUUUUCCUUCAUUAUACAUAAGUGUAAAAAGAUUUAAUGCUAUUAAAUGAUCUAUAAUUGAGUUUCCAGUUUGGCCAACCAGAAGCUUUACUUCAGCUAAGAACUGUUUCCUCACACAUUAAUGAAACCUAGUCUAAUAUAUUGUCAUUAGAAGGUCUUGAAAAUCCAUUUUAGCCUUAAUUUAAUCUGUAUGGAAUAUCUUACUGAUUUCUUUUCUUUUUGUAAAGAAGGAGCGUUCCUGAGUAUUGUUGUGUGGCAAAUUGUGUGGCGAAUGUGACUUUCAAGCCCUAUAUAAUGCCAUCAUGCUGUAUUUACUCCCAAGGCCCAAGAUCAAAUCAUAUCACUUUCUAUUUCCGACUAAAAGACUUGCCUACAUAUCACAAAUGCUAGUGCAAUAUUUACAACAACAACAAAAAAGUAGAAUUUGAUCUGUAUAAACUUCGAGAUUCAAGUUCGAAUUGAAGAGCUAUCUCCUGGAAACAACGUUUCUCUACGUCUUCUGUGUGUUGCAAUAGCACUACUCUGUUGUGGCGAACUGAAACACUGAAGGUUAUUUUCUUCAUCUUAUCCAAUAAUAGGUUUUUAAUGUAUUUGUUAAAUAAAGUUUCUGGUUGAAGAGUUCUGAAGAAUGAGUAAAGACAGACAAAAACAAUCAAGUUGUCUUAAUCCUUGGAA
This is a messenger RNA of Hemibagrus wyckioides, 3236 nucleotides long. RefSeq names its product ring finger protein, LIM domain interacting (gene rlim). The transcript has 4 exons. Gene Ontology annotation, molecular function: ubiquitin protein ligase activity. Lineage: Eukaryota; Metazoa; Chordata; Actinopteri; Siluriformes; Bagridae. The record is from RefSeq and is a predicted model, not a curated record. Bases 205 to 2121 code for a protein of 638 amino acids. Gene Ontology annotation, cellular component: cytoplasm; nucleoplasm. Gene Ontology annotation, biological process: ubiquitin-dependent protein catabolic process; protein ubiquitination; random inactivation of X chromosome.